Messenger RNA from Schistosoma curassoni, 1710 nucleotides. Lineage: Eukaryota; Metazoa; Platyhelminthes; Trematoda; Strigeidida; Schistosomatidae. The record is from the annotation of a GenBank genome assembly.
AUGGACUUUAUUUCUUUUCAAUGUGCUUUUAGUGCAUUGUUUUCUUCCCCAAGGUUAUGCUCGUGUUUAAGUGUCUUCGCUAGACUUAUGAAUGGGUAUACAGACAGUUCUGUGCAUACUCAAAAUAUGACUCAAUCAAAUAAUUUUGCAUCGCCUAAUAAAAGAGAAAGAACAGUGAAUAGUAAUCCUCACUCUUUUUCUCUCUCACCAAAAACUAUCGAGCAUCCCAGUCAAGCUUCUUCUCCAACAAAUCUAAUAAAUAGUCUUCCUAACGUAGUAGAAACCGCAACUGUACCAAACUUCCAGUAUAAACCAACAUGCAUCAUACGUGAAACACAUAGCCAAUCUGUUUUCGGUGUUGCGUUUAAUUCAGUCAACCGAAGUCAACCAACUGAUCCGCUUCUUUUUGCUACAGUUGCUAGUCACUAUGUUACAGUUUAUCAAUGUAGUCUGAAGAAUAAUCCGGAAGAUAAAUCUAUUCAGAGUUCUGAUAUGUCAUCUGUUAGUCUACUCCAAUCUUUUGCCGAUCCUGCUGGAGAUAAAGAAGAGUUUUAUUGUUGUGCUUGGUCGCGUGAUACAAGUGGUAAUGUAGCAUCUAGUUGGUGGACUGAUUGUUGUGAAAGUCGCCGACCACGUCCAACUCUUCAUCCUCAUCAAGGUCCCAUCAGCUCUUCCAGUGGAUCACUUCUACCUGCUCAUCAGCAAGUAGUAGCUGCUGCAGGUAAACGUGGUGUAAUUCGAAUCCUCUGUCCUAGUAUGGCUAGUUGUCCUGCUAGUCUUGUUGGCCACGGAUCAUCUAUUAAUGAGCUAAGAUUUCACCCAAGAGACCCUGCUCUACUAUUUUCUUUUAGUAAAGAUUAUACCAUUCGUUUGUGGAAUAUAGCUAGUCACGUGCUCGUAUGUAUUUUUGGUGGAGCUGAAGGUCACCGAGCUGAAGUUUUACAUGGUGACCUAUCCCUUACAGGGGAUCUUCUGCUAUCUGCCGGUAUGGAUCAUUGCGUGAAAAUUUGGCGGCUUAAUACUCCUGAAUUAGCCAAUGCGGUAAUAGAUUCAUUUAAUUACCGCUCACGUUCGAAUCCUAAGCCGUUCCCUGUGCUCGUUCAACACUUCCCUGAAUUUAGUUCCCGUGAUGUACAUGGCAAUUAUGUUGACUGUGCCCGUUGGUUUGGCUCUUUAGUCAUAUCAAAAUCGUGUGAAAACAGUGUCACACUCUGGAAGCCUGGUGGACUAGAUGAUUCCUCAGCAAAUAUUCCUAGUUUAUGCAAUGGGUCUCCAAGUAAUACUUCAACAGAUGUUGGUGGCCUGCGUUUGCCGAGUCGGAUGCAACAUAUUGGCUCAUACACAGGUCCUGAAUCGCCUAUCCCCCCAGCACCUGGUGUCCCAACCGAACACAAGACAAGCAUUAUCCAUCAGUUAAAAGCUACUGACUGUAACUUAUGGUAUAUUCGUUUUGAUAUAGAUUUAAAGAAUCAUGUUCUGGCUUUGGGUACAGGAACUGGGCCAUCACGUGUCUAUUUGUGGGACUUAAAAUAUCCUGAAAAUGCUCUUAAUCUCCCAGCUCAAGUACUUCAUUUCCCUACAGUUAGUGGAGUUGGUCCCGGUGGUAUGCCUUUAAGUCACAGUGCCAUUAGACAAACUCGUUUUGCUAACGAUGGAGAUAUUCUUUUGUGUAUAACCAGUUCAUCAUAUCAUUGCUUGUGCAAUGGUUAA